AUGGCCGAGUCUGUUGAAAUACGCCCCAUGACUUUCCACCGGGAAGUCCUGGCAAGAAUCGCGCCCGACUUGUAUAUGCAAAGACACUUAUCACUGGGAUUACGACCAAGUCUACGUGCGUUUGAAGAGUUCAGAAACGUCGAAAUAAGCGACGGAAGACUAUCGUGUGCGUCGGAAGACAGUAUCAAUCGCGAAGGAAACAACAUUUUAGGCUCGAAUGUGCUGAAAUGCGGGAAAACUAUGGUCAUCACGUCGAUAACUGGUGGAGUGGUAGAGGAAAACAUCCCCGUGAAAUCAGAGGAAAAUGAGAUUGUAGAAUCAUACAACGAGACAGACCGCGCAGCGAAUUUUGGUCAGGUUUAUCCUGUAGUGGAAGUUGAAAGAGGUCGCGUAGGAGCUCCCACAGACGAGGAAAUGACAUUGUCGCAGAGAAUCUACAAUUGUAUCUUGCAUUCCGGUUUGGUACCCAAAACAGCGUUAGACGUUGCAGUGGGUGUUAGAUCUACAGAUGCAGAGGGGAAAACAACCAUUACUUACUCAGACGAGCAAGAAGCAGAUGGAGCGUUACCCACCACUUUCAAAUUUAGAAGAAAAUGGACCUACACGCUCUAUGCCAAAAUUCAAGUCUUCAGUCGCGACGGGCCUCUUUUCGAGCUGUGCUGGAACUCGCUUCUGUAUGCACUCGCCAACACUAAAAUUCCUCGGGCGUUUGUCGAUGAGCGCACGACGGAUCUCAAAAUACCAAUUAGCAUGAGGGGACGCAGUGCCGCAAUUAGAGAGACUUUUGACAUCAUAUGUGACCCCACAAGCUUUCUGCCUUUGCGUUUAAACACAUCGAAUAAGGCCUUUGCAUCAAACUUUGCGGUGAUCGAUUUAGACCCAGAAGUUCAACUCCCCAAGGACGACGACGAUAUGCAAGAUAGUAUGCCAAGCUCAGUACUGCUUGCUGAUAUACAAGGCGAAGCUGAAGAAGCUUCUGUGACGUCCACUAUAUCUGUGGUCACGGACGGUGUCGGAAAUCUAAAGCAUUUUAAGGCAGUAGGUGGAAGUUCCAAGAUAACGAUGGAUAUGAUGCGAAACUCUAUUAAACUGGCAAAACUGCGAGCAUCUGAUCUAGACAGGAAGUGUUGA
Lachancea meyersii CBS 8951 is the source of this 1131-nucleotide messenger RNA. The record is from the annotation of a GenBank genome assembly. Lineage: Eukaryota; Fungi; Ascomycota; Saccharomycetes; Saccharomycetales; Saccharomycetaceae.